This is a messenger RNA of Acaulospora morrowiae, 1652 nucleotides long. The record is from the annotation of a GenBank genome assembly. Lineage: Eukaryota; Fungi; Glomeromycota; Glomeromycetes; Diversisporales; Acaulosporaceae.
GAGGUCUUGGAGGAACGACUUAUCAGGGAGAAGAACAUGGUGAUGCCUACGAAGGUGUUGAUAUUACUCUUGAUACCGUAUGUAAGAGAGAACCAACUAUCCACAAACUACUUAAAUGUCUACUUGAGAGACGUAUUAUUCUAGUUCGAUCACCACCAAUGGCUGGCAAAACAGCACUUGCGCAACUACUUGAGCAUAGCCUGCUCCAAUCAGACGAAGUAAAAAAAGGAUUGAAACGUGUUUUUCGCAUUUCAUUGUUAUGGAUGGAAAGAAGGAAUGAAUCAUGGACAUUUGAAGAAAGAUUUAAAGGGCUUAUGAAUGUGACCUGGGAUGAAUUUCUCGAUAAAUGUGGUGUUACUACAACAUUUUUAAUAAUUGAUGAGGUGCAAAAGAUUUAUAAGCCAGAAAAUGAAGCCGAAUCUCGUCAUGGUGGAAAUGUAUUUUGGGAUUCGUUUAAAUAUAUACUACAAUCUUCGAGGCUUUAUAUUGUAGCAUUUGCUUCAUAUGGGCAUUAUGGUGCUUACAUUGCUCGUGGAGAUCAUGCAAUUAUGGAUAUUUCACCAUGCUCUCUUCAAAAAAGUAACACGUGGGGAUUUGAAGACGUUUGUUUUACCAGAGAAGAAUUUAAUAGUUACUUUAAUUACUUCUGUAAGAAAAAUCUUCAAAUGUUGAAAAAAGAAGACAUUCCGCUUCUUUCUUGUUAUGUUUCUGAAAUAACAGCUUUCCAUCCCGGUUUAGUUGCUUUUACCAUGAACCAAAUUCAUAUGAGAUUUGUCAAACACACUUUUGAGCAUUUGACGUUUGCAAAAGUUUUUGCUUAUCUCAAAUCUCGUGAUUUUAAUGAUCAUUUUAAGGAUAUUCGUGCAAUGCCAAAAAUUACAGAUAUGUUAGAUGAAGAAAAGAGAAUUGCCGAUACUGUACUCUUCAAGAAAGGAGGUCUUGAAAUUCUAACCAAUGAAAUUCCGCUUAAGAGUCGAAUCUUUAAGACAAAUAUUCUUGUUGAUACUGGAAUGACAAAAGCAGGCUAUUCAACCAUUAACUUUCCAGCACCAUUGCUUCGAGCAACAUAUCUUCAAAAUCGGUUUGGUUCAGGGACACGGUCUAAAUCACCACCUAAUUCAUUCAAGGAUUUCAUCAUUUCGGUGUUCGCAAAAAUGAGCUCUAAGGUGUUACAAAAAAGCUUGGGAGUAGGAAAUGAUUGUUGUCUUCUUGAACGCGUAUGGCAAAUGGAGUUCUAUCGUGCAUCAAUGCAAGUUCUUCCUGUGGAUAUUUAUGCUUCUGUAGAUGUUGGAGCAGUAUUUGGAUCAGUGGGCUACUUGGAUUUUUAUAUAAAUGAUCAGCGUAACUGGGCCAUUGAACUAUUGCGAGAUGGAGACAAAUUGCAAAAACAUCAACAAAGAUUUCAAAAAGAUGGUCGAUAUGCCUCUAUUCUUAAAUAUACAAAGGAGUGGGCAAUUAUUGAUAUUCGGAAUAGUAAGAAAGGACCUCCAGAAAAAAAGGAAAAAGAUGUUAUUUAUGCUCUUUGUGCUGAAAACUUUGAAUCUGUUCAGUUGAUGUAUCCUGAUGGAAGUAACGGUCGUGUUCAAUUGCUAGGUGAAGAAGAAAAUUUACUUGGGUAUGAUAUAUUGGAAUUUUUAGAUGAUCCUACCUAG